Molecule: messenger RNA, 3136 nt
Organism: Chelonia mydas (Green sea turtle)
Lineage: Eukaryota; Metazoa; Chordata; Testudines; Cheloniidae
Product: killer cell lectin-like receptor subfamily F member 1
Exons: 7
Coding region: 898-1644 (248 amino acids)
Source: RefSeq, a predicted model, not a curated record
CUAACACUGCCCACAUACCACAGGGCUUAUUGAUCAAAGGGAAUUUCCUACUCCAACCUGCAGCUCGGUCCCUUAAUGAUAAUGCUUCAAAAAUGACGGGCCCAGUCGUUGGCCUCUUCGCUUCCAAGCCACACUUUGGCCCAGCGGCAGCAGAGCGGUGGCUGAGUUAGGUGCAACGGAAACUUAACUUGAACUUCCACCCCUGCUGUUUUUGGGUGGCCAUCGAGUCAGUCGUCACGAUGCUGACAUGAGCGGGGACGGCUGCAGGGCCCUCGGGGGCGUAUAAAGGUGAGAAGGACCCCUCAAAACUCAGCCCCCGCUGCUUGUGGGAACCCGGUGACUUAACACCUGGUUCUACACGGCUGUGACUCACGCUCAAGUUCACCUCGCUCCAGCAGAGCAGCCGCCCCUGCGAAGGGGGAUUCACGCCCAGCGUCCCUCGAACGCACCAGCUGUGUAGACAAGGGAGCAUCAAUGCAUGGGCCUGGCCAUCCCAAACCCGUUGGGGGAGAAAGGGCAACGUGUCUGGAUUCAAGAUGGCCAAGCCCAGCAGGAAACCGCCACUGAAUCUUUGAACACUUUAUUGUCACGGCCAUUUUGAAGGCAGAAUUUCUCGUGCCGGGGGCUCGCUGCCCAACUGGACGGCUUUCUGUUGGCACCCCGAAGGUUCUAAUACUGCCUCUCCCUCUGGUGUCAGUUGCUCUUGGGUAAGGAUGUGAGACCUGCUAAUGAAGGAAAUCCCCAGCGCAGAGAUAGGAAGGAAAUCCACCAGCCCCUGACAGAUGCUACUUCUUGAUUUUGGAGGCAUCGCUCGCCUUGGUGUGCACGUAUAUCUCAGCGGCUGGCCUUCCACACAGCAUCCCUUGCUGGGUGCUGCCUUCGUUUGCUGCCUGGACCAUGACUGAGGAAAUUAUCUACGCUGAUAUAAAUGUUCUGGAAGACGCAUCCCCCACCAGCCAACCCUCUCCCCCUAAGCACCACAAUCUCCGGGGAUUUUCACACUGGCCCGGGUUCGUUCUGUGGAUUGCUUUGGCUGGCGACGUGAUCCUGGCUACAGCGGUAAUUGCACUGGGGCUGCAGGUUUUCCAGGGCCGCUCCCCGCAGACGGACACUGGCGCCGUCUCAUCGGUCCCCGAGAGCAGCAGUGUCGCUCAGAGACACUUCCCCGGCACAGAAUGCAACAGGAGCCUGGAGGACUUGGUGUCUCGCCUGAAGCAGGGUCUGUGUCACUCAGCCCAGAGCCCCUCAGCAGACGGCUCCAGCUGCAAACUCUGCCCCAUGGACUGGCUGUCGCACAGGGGAAAGUGUUACUGGUUUUCCAAAGACAGCAAAACCUGGAACGAGAGCCGUGCUGACUGCUCAGCGAAGAGCUCUCGAAAGCUAGUGAUCCAGGACGGGGAGGAGAUGGCGUUCAUACAGAACAUCACACGGGGUCUAUAUCAUGUCUGGCUCGGGCUCCGGGUUACAUCUCCAGAGAAGAACUGGACCUGGGUGGACAGCUCCAUGUUAGACCAAACUCUGUUCCCAGUAACGGGGCCUGCCGACAUGAACAGCUGCGGGGUGAUAAAAGGGAAUCGGAUUCACUCUGAAACCUGCAGUGCUGAAUUCAAAUGGAUUUGCCAGAAGGAAGCCAUGCCGCUAUAAACAGUGGCAUUAGGGACACUCAUUCCUGUAACAGACUGGUACACUGCCUUGGGUUUCAGUCUUCGGGCCAGACUUUCAGGACCGGAUGUGCCUGAGGAGACAUGUACGUGCAUCCUCAAACCAGCUAUGUGUAUCUUCAGCUCAGGUAAAUGCGUGUGCAAAGCAGGCCCAAGGCCAAAGGCGCAUCUCAUGGACGUGAACACUGCAUCACUGACUCUGGCCCAGCAAGAACACAGCUCUUCCUCCCACUGUCUUCCCUUCCACCAUCAUCGAUUCCCUAGCUCCACCCCUUCCUCCUUCACCCCCGUUGCCUCUUCUGCUUUCUGGCUCUCACGCCCGGUACUUUAAUUCCCUUGUUCUCCACCUAGCUCAGUGGGAGGGACGCUUUCACAUCCUUGUUCUCCUGGAUCUGGUCUCUCUGCCAUCUCCUCAGCUCUCCUGGGUCUUCUCCUGCUUUUCUGACUAUCCUUCCUUCGGCAUCUCCUUGACAACCUUGAAACCUUUUUAACCCAAUGUUUUUCAAAUCACGUGUUUCAUGAAAGCUGACAAUGGCUCUCGAACAGUUUCAGUUUCGAGGAGUUGGCAUUUUCUGACAAAAAAAAAAAAUCAGAACGUUGCUAACCACAACUACGCGUUUCUCAGAUUUUUGUGAAUUUUUAAUCAUUUGUAAUUUCUAACCACCUCUCUUCAUUUCCCAUUUUUAAUAAAUUAUCAACAUUUUAUAAUCUUUCAUUUUCAGAAUAAGGCUAUUGUAAUGUUUUUGGCAGUUUAGGCACAUGGUGGAUUUUUAUUUAAUUAUUUCACAUUUUUUGUAAAAAUUUGUUUGCAAAAGGAAAGCAAUAAACAACAAAUGCUCAAGGGAAAAUUUGCUAAAAAUAGGGGGAAAAUUUUAAAAAGAAAUUAUUUUUAAUGAAAAAUAUUGAUGUUGAGAAAAGGUCAUUUUUGACCAAAAACUCCCCCAAACAAACCAACUUAUAUUUCAAAAAUAUUGACCAAAUAAAACUUUUUUAAAAAUUACAAAAAUUGAUAUUGCUGAUCUAUUUAAGACAAAGCAAAAAAAAAAAAUUAAAACUGCCAAGCCCUUUACACCACAAAGCAGCAAAUUAGCAAAUAAAAAGACUUAUUUUACUGCAUUUUAUACAUUGUAGUACCUUGCAUAGCCACCAGAUUUCACUGCUCUCACAAAUGUAAUGCCAUAAACUAGCAUUAAAUGAGAAAAUAGUCAAAUUGCAACACAGCUCUGUGUUAUCUACAGCUCAAAGCAUGUUAACCUUUUGGGAAUUAGAACGCUCAUAUGUGGGUGCUGUAUGCAGAAGGAGAUGGGACUGUGGUUGUGUCUCCGUGUGUCUGUGCAGCACAGCACACUGGGGCCCUGAUCUCAGCUGGGGCAGGGACUGUCUCACUGUAUGUCUGGGCAGCACCUGGCAUAAUGGGACCCAUACCUUUACUGGGGUAUCUGGGUCUAUAGUAAUAUACAUAAUAAUACCGGGAA